This is a messenger RNA of Armigeres subalbatus, 1768 nucleotides long. RefSeq lists its product as uncharacterized. The record is from RefSeq and is a predicted model, not a curated record. The transcript is spliced from 2 exons. The coding region runs from base 1 to 1518 and encodes 505 amino acids. Gene Ontology annotation, molecular function: zinc ion binding; nucleic acid binding. Lineage: Eukaryota; Metazoa; Arthropoda; Insecta; Diptera; Culicidae.
AUGUUUCCUCAACUGAAGUCUCCCUUGGCAAACGUGCCCACGGACACAUUUGCUGGUGGUCAUGGCAAACCCCAGUACAGUAAUCCAGCAGAUACGGCACCAACGGCGGAUUGGGCUUUUAUUCGCGUCUGUGCGGGAGUGCCACCGACGACAACCAACAAAAUGCCGUUGGCUGCCGUCGACCGAAGCGUAAACAACAUACAUAGGGCUCUGAACUUGAAUAAACCCUGCGCCACCGGCGACACCAACUUGCCGGAUGAGUGCAUCCAAUUUCCCCGACUGGAAACCUCUGGGGGCAACCCCAGAGAAAUGAUAAUGGUGAUGGAAAGGAUGGAAGAGGAUAAAAAUUUCCACGGAGUGUCCCCGAUACUUGUGGAAAAAACAAUCCAAAGUUACUGUGGAAGCGGAACCAGCGCAAAGAAAACGAAGGAUGGAAAAAUUCUAGUGACGGUGAGGAACGAACACCAGGCAAAAAACCUGGCUAAAAUUGAAAAAUUGUGUGACGAAAUUACCGUCAAAGUGUACGAGCACAAAACUUUAAAUUCGAGCAAAGUAGUGAUAGUCUGCCGAGACUUGAAGGAAGUGAGUGACGACGAGCUUCUGGAAAACCUAUCCUCCCAAAGAGUUACGGAAGUCAAACAGUUGAUGAAAAUGCGCGACAAUGUUAAAACUCCGAUGGGAGUUUUCGUUCUUACGCUUAAAGGAAAAACACCCCCCAAAGAAGUUAAAAUUGGAUACACUGUGCUGGAAACAAGACCAUGGUAUCCAAAUCCGAUGCGUUGCUUUAAGUGCCUAAAGUUUGGCCACAUUGGAAGAAACUGUUCAAGUGAGAAAAAGUGCGGGAAAUGUGGAAAUAACUAUCAUGAAGAAUGUGAAAACCGAGAAAAGUGUAUAAAUUGUGGAAACGAGCACGGAGCGUUCUUUAAUGGAUGCCCCGUCUUAAAAAGAGAAAAGGAAAUAAUAAAAAUCAAAGUGGAUAAAAACUUGUCUUUCUGGGAAGCCAGAAAAAUGAUAGAAGAUCAAAGCUCGAAUACUUACGCCGACCAAGUGAAACAACUAAACGAAGAAAAGAAAACCCUUGAAGAAAAGAUCAGAGCUGACAUAAAAAAUCAGUUCGAAGUGAAGCUGAAGGAAUACAAAGAAGAAAUCAAAAAAGUCACAAAUGAAAACGAGAAAAAGAUGGAAUCCAUGGAGGAAAAAUACAAAGCACUGAACCACAAAUUCGAACAUCUGGUAUCAGUCUACAAAGAGGAGAAAACAAGAAGAAAAGCAGCCGAGAACGAACUUGAAAGUCUGAAAAAAGACAACAGUAAACUACAAGCAACAUUGAAUUUGUACGCACCCUCCCAUAGCGGACAGAAGAACCCAACUAAGCACACAAGAAGUCAAGAGAAGCAGCCAAGUUCACCUCCAAGGAAAAAAGGAAACAAAAUGAAAGCAGUUACCGAAGAAGUAGGAUAUAUUUCCACAGACCCAGAAAAUAACUCAGAUGACGGAAACGAGAAAAUGAAAUCCUAGAAAAUAAUAGCAAAACCAAAAAUCAUUACAAAAUAGCACAAACAACACAAGACCACUCAAGUACAAUCAGCAGUGAACACCAUAUAAUUUCAUGGAAUGUAAGAGGCUUAAGAGGAAGAAGGCCUGACCUCAACAUCCUUGCAAGCACUUACAAUACAUUAGCUAUUUGCCUUCAAGAAACUAUGUGCCAAAAUGACAACCAAUCAGAAAUCAGAGGAUAUUCAAUAUACCAUCGUCCAAGAACAAAUGG